Molecule: messenger RNA, 2132 nt
Organism: Vespa velutina
Lineage: Eukaryota; Metazoa; Arthropoda; Insecta; Hymenoptera; Vespidae
Product: protein FAM136A-like
Exons: 5
Coding region: 1470-1892 (140 amino acids)
Cellular component (GO): cytoplasm
Source: RefSeq, a predicted model, not a curated record
UAUCGUCAUCACUCGGCAAGGUAGAAUCGAGACUCCAGCAUCGAGCUACCGAUCCUCUUCUUCGUUCCGUAUCGGGCUCAAUGCCCUCGUCGUUUGGAGGACUUUUACUCAAGACACGUACAACCGGCAUCCUUAUUGUAUCAAAUUUGUCGUACCUUUCAUUUGCUUCCGUAGUAUCAUCAUUGGUGGUAUCAUUUUCUUUUUGUGGAAGAUUCUUCGACUUCAUCACGGUGACCCCAUUCAGUGGCUGGUGGCUGUUCUGGUAGCUGUAUCUGCCGUAUUACACGUAAAUAUUCAACGAUAUGAUCCAGCGGAAUGGUGGUCAAAGAAUCGCGACGUGUUCCAGCGCGUAAUAACAAUGUAAACGAGGAAUAAAUGAUUUUUGAUCGUUGAUCGAUACAAUUUGUUUCACAAAACAAUUGUUACCUCGCACUUGUCUCUCCUUUAACGCGUGCCCUUCCAUUCGGUACGAUGGGCCGUAGUAUGCAUGUCGUAUCGGAUAUAUUAAACUUUAAAUUGAAUGCUUUCCAAGGACGAUCCCGACGCUACAUAUCGAGAAUCCAACUCGACGCCAUGUCGCGUUGAGAAACACGAAACUCGGACGGGAGUAUGCCCGAUAGUUGUUCGAUACAUGCGUUCGUUCGCGCUCAGCAAUCGUCCCCACUCUAUUCUUUGAAGGAAUCUCCUUGAAGAGAAAAGUAACCCUCUUCUACAGUCUCUUUCUUUCCUGUCCCUUCUUUUAUUUGUUCCUGUUAUUGUCAGUCUCAGACGAGUUCUUCGAAUACAACACAACGUCUUUCGACAGAGUAGUUUAUCGCUCAUAGUAACACGUUCAUGUUAUUUCACUUUAAAAAAAGUUUGUAGAAACGUAGUUUCGUAAAUAUAUCAUACGAUCGUUGUCAUAGAUCACUUUAUAUCAUCUCUCGUUUUAAUUAAUUCGUCUAUGAUUCGUCACUUCUUCCUUGACGCAUUGAUAUCGGGGCAUCCUCUUUUUUAAUUUACGCGCGCUUCGUAAGUCUUCAUCGAUUGUCGAUUGUUCACCAUACUUUUUAGUACAAUCGCAGAGAUUUCUUUAUUUCAAAUUACCGGAAAAGGGAGUUGUUUUUAGGUGAUAAACGAUGAGAGAUAAGGAACAAUAGGAAGUUCGAUGGUAAAAUUGUUGUCUCAUCGAAGGUAGGAAAGAAUCUAUAAGUGUGUGCUUGAUCAUUCAGUUCGGGGAAAAAAUUUAGAAAGGAUGAGGUUGGAAAGAAGACAGAGAAGCAAAUAGCAUAUCGUCAUAUACUGUCUCUUUUUAAGAAAAAGUGAUUGGUUAACACGUUUCUAUGUUCACAUAUGUACAGAGUAGUUGCUCUCCAGCGUAUAUAUAGAUGUUCCAUUUUGUACGUCCAUGUGCCCUAUUGAUUAGUUACGUAUAAGUCGAUCCGAUUUUGUAACUUUUUUCGUUCAUGUUUAGAAAAAAUUAAUAAAAAAUGGUCGCUGAACAAAGAAGACGGGUCGAAGACCUUAUGACUAGAAUGAUCGAAGAAAUGGACAAAGCGUAUUUAAGGAAAAUGCAGGGUAAUAUGCAUAGAUGUGCGGCUACUUGUUGUGAUAAUGAAAGUUACAGCAUACUACAAGUACAAAACUGUGUAGAAAAUUGUAGUUCCUCGUUAAAUGAGGCACAAAAUUAUGUUCAGAAUGAAUUUGUAAGAAUACAGAAUCGAUUACAAAGAUGUGUAAUGGACUGCAAUGAUACAAUAAAAGAUAAAAUGAGUUCAAAUCUAACGCAAAAUGAAGUGGAUAGGUAUAGCGAAGAAUUUGAUAAAUGUGCAACAAAAUGCGUAGAUACUUAUUGCGACUUACUGCCUUCGUUGGAAAAAUCAAUGAAAAAUGUACUUUCAAGUAAAGUUUAAAAAUAGUAUAAGGAUAAAUAAAUUAUUCUUAUAAGACUAAAAAACAAAUUUCAAUUGUUGAAACAUGCAUCUUUUGUAAUUUUUAUAGGUAUUAAAUAUGUAACAUAGAGAAAACUGUUAAUAUUCAGAAAAAUUAUUUUUAAGUGCAUUAAUGCAUUGGUGGUGUAUAUAAUGCUCAAAGUUUUACAUACUUUAGUUAGUUUUCCUGUAUUACAGUUAAAUACAGUAGUUUUAUUUCAA